AUGAAGGUGGAAGAAGAUGAAGAAGAAGAAGAAGAAGAAGCAAGAUCAGACUGUAGGUACGAACAUCUAUUGUCUUUUAUAGUUGUUCGUGUGAGUUUGCUUUUGAUUCAUUACGGAAUCAACACAAACGUCAGAAAUGGAUUCACCAUCAUCAAAGCAUUUGUAUUUUAUUUCAGAAAGCAACAGCCACCAAACACCUCCUUCUCCUUUCUAAAUUGUGAACCUAGUAUAGAAGUCACCUCCUCGGAUGCAAAAUGGGCUGAAUAUGAUAUUGAAGAUGAACACACCGUGUCUGACCAUAAAGAAAGACGGAAAUGGUCUCCAACUGAAGAUAUUGUGCUCAUCAGUGCUUGGCUUAACACCUCCAAAGAUCCGGUGGUGGGGAAUGAGCAGAAAGCAAUCGCGUUUUGGAAACAGAUUGCAGGCUAUUUUGCAUCAUGUCCAAAGGUUGCUGCUAGGAAACAGAAGUCCAGUGGGCAGAGUGAGGAUGGUGUAUUAAAAAUGGCUCAUGAAAUAUUCUUCAAUGACUUCAAGGUCAAGUUUACCCUCGAGCAUGCUUGGUUAAAACUUCGCCAUGAUCAGAAAUGGUGUGGUGCUUCAGAGACUAAAGACAAGGUAAGCUCAAAAAGAAGAAAAUUGAAUGAUCAGUCCCAACAGUCAGCGUCUUCUGUGCCAGGGUGCGAUGGUGAGGAUGAAGCAUCGGCUCGGCCCAUUGGUGUCAAAGCAGCAAAGGGCAAAGGUAAAAGCAAGGCAAAGACUUCGGACGAGGCAGUGGAUGGGAAGAUUAUUGACAAAUUUUACAUGAAUCCUCGUACCGAAAACAUGGAGAGCUAUGAAAAGCUUUGCCAUGAAAGAGCAAGCAAGUAUAUGUGCAAAAAUAACAGGGACCAGGUCAUUGAUAAUGCCACAGGAAUGCAUAUGAGGCCAACACCGGGAACUAUAACCCCCACAGGCUUUCUUGAAAAGAAGAAGGUGGCAAACAAGACAUCAGAAAUGAAGAGAACAAGAAGGGGACGGAGAGAGAUGGAGGAAGUCAUGUUUAAUCUAUUUGAAGGACACUCGAAUUGGACUCUCAGGCUACUCAUUCAGGAAACUGACCAACCAGAGCAAUUCUUGAAAGACUUGCUUAGAGAUCUUUGUAUUUACAACAACAAAGGAAGCAACCAAGGAACUUAUGAGCUGAAGCCUGAUUACAAGAAAGCCACACAUGAAUAGAAAUUAUCUCUCUCUUUCUUUGGCUUUUUCUCAGCUCACGUCCAACUCUAGUUGUACCGAUUAAUAUGAUAUAAUUCACUUUGGAUCCAACUGGUAAAACCCGUAUGUA
Messenger RNA from Brassica oleracea var. oleracea, 1324 nucleotides. RefSeq names its product glutathione S-transferase T3-like. The transcript has 8 exons. The record is from RefSeq and is a predicted model, not a curated record. NCBI's taxonomy places the organism in Eukaryota, Viridiplantae, Streptophyta, Magnoliopsida, Brassicales, Brassicaceae. Gene Ontology annotation, cellular component: transcription factor TFIIF complex. Gene Ontology annotation, biological process: transcription initiation at RNA polymerase II promoter; transcription by RNA polymerase II. Bases 1 to 1215 code for a protein of 404 amino acids.